AUGGCGGCGAGCGGGAACCUCCUCGCCUGGUGAGUGCGCGGCUUGGGUCUCCCUCCCUCCUUUUCCCUCCUCGGUCAGGCGCCGCCGUCCGCAUUCGGGGCACGAUGGUCCUUCAGGAGCCGAAGGGAAGAGGGCGGGGGACCCUCACUUCCCGCAGUCGUUUGCUACGCUGUGGGACGCAGUCAGGGAAGAGCAUCUCUGAGCGUGUGCAGAGUGCUUUUCUCCUCUCAGCGUUGAGGAAGCAGAGCCCGCUCCUCCAAGCGGGUGGGAUAUGUAGCCUGAAAGUCUCUCUGUCUGUGUUCCCUUUAUAACAUUUUAGCAACAGCCUUCCUUUGCAGGUUUACCUAGAAGUCAGUCCUGUUGCCUUCAUGGAGGGCUUAACUCCCAGAUAGGUUUGUAGGCAGCCAUACCCUCACAGGCACUAUCCUAUCUGCAGUGAAUCAGACAUCCAGGUAUGCGCCCUCAGGAUGUUCUUCUGUGCCCCAUAUUUAAGUAAAUACAUUAGUGUAGCUAUUUACAGCGACGAUGUGGGGGGGGGUGCUUUUCAGUGGUGGCCCCACUUGGGCCACCUGCAGCAGGUAUCGUCAACCUUUUCGGACCCAGCACUCGCUUGGGACCCAAACAUGUUUCUGGGGACCCAUUUCUUAAUCUUUUACCAUAGAUUUGCACAGUGGUAGUGCUGCUGCUGCAGCCCACCAUGGAUCAGCCCGUGACUCACUGUGGGACGACCCACCAGUACUGUAUGGAUCUCCCCAUUGAAGCUUUCGCGAUGCUGACCAUUAACAGCUUCUGGGUGCCUGUUUUUGGCCUCUUUCUGCCCCCAGGCAUUUGGUUGCAUUUUAGAAGUGUAAUGGUCACAGUGUUGGACUAACAGCUGGGAGACCAGGGUUCAAAUCCCCACUCAGCCGUGAAGCUCUCUGGGUGGCCCUGGAGUCAGUCGCUGCCUCUUAGCCUAACCUACCUCACAGGAUUGCUGUGGGGAUUAAACGAGGAGGGGGAGAACCACCUAGGCCACCCUGAGCUGCUUGUUGGAAAAGUGGGAUAUAAAUGUGAGAAAUAGCAAUAAUAACAAAAAGAACUAGGAGGUGGAGAAAACUACAUUUAAAUAUAGCAUGGUUAUUAUAGAGUCACAGUAUAAGAACGUAAGAAGCACCUUCUUUGGUCCCUAGAUGGGACCAAAGGCCCAUCUAGGCUGCAUUCGAGCCGUGCCUUUAAAGCACCAUGGGACCUCCUUAAGCAGUCAUGGCUUCCCCCAAAGAAUUCUGGGAGCUGUAGUUUGUUAAGGGUUCUGAGAGUUGUUUGGAAGCCCCUAUUUCCCUUAUAGAGUUAAAAUUCUCUGAGUUGUAAUGGGACAGUAAUAAGGUGUCUCUUAAAAGCUCUCAUUCCCCUUAACAAGCUACAGCUCCCAGAAUUCUUUGCUGGAAACUAUGACCUUUGUGCUUUAAACAUACAGUGGUACCUCGGGUUACAGACACUUCAGGUUACAGACUCCGCUAACCCAGAAAUAGUACCUCGGGUUAAGAACUUUGCUUCAGGAUGAGAACAGAAAUAGUGCAGCUGCAGCAGGAGGCCCCAUUAACUAAAGUGGUGCUUCAGGUUAAGAACAGUUUCAGGUUAAGAACGGACCUCCAGAACGAAUUAAGUACGCAACCAGAGGUACCACUGUAUAGUGAAUGUCACCCUGGUCUAGCAAUCUAGGAUCACAAUGGCCGGCCAGUUGCCUAUUAUGGGAAAUUCUCAAGGAGGAGAGGUGAGAACGACGGCCCCCGCCUUCCCUGCUUGUGCUCCCCAUGAACUUUUAUACCUCCUCCAAUAGUGGAUGUAAAACAGAGCCAUCAUAGCUACUGUGGUGUUCUGUCUAUUUCUAUGCAUAGCCUCCCCAUUUCCAUGUAGUUAUAAUUGUAGUGGACCCUCCGGAUACAAACGUAAUUUGUUCUGGGGGGCCGUACGUCUGCAUCUAGAGGCGCCGCUUCUGCGCACAUGCACAGCACGAUAGAGCACUCAUGCGCACGGAGCACUUACGUUCAUGCACGCACGGCGAAACCCAGAAGUAUACACUUCUGGGUUGGCCGCGUUUGCAACCCAAAAGUUACCGUAUUUUUCGCUCCAUAGGACGCACUUUUUCCCCUCCACACAUGAAGGGGAAAUGUGUGUGCGUCCUAUGGAGCGAAUGCAGGCUUUCGCUGAAGCCUGGAGAGCGCGGGGGGUCGGUGCGCACCGACCCCUCUCGCUCUCCAGGCUUCAGGAAGCUAUCCGCUAGCCAUGGGAGACCCAGCUCUCCCAUGGCUAGCGGAGACCUUGCCGGCACCCAGAAGCUUGGGGCGCGCUGAGCUCCGCACGCCCCAAGCUUCGGGCUUAGCACAGCGCACCUGGGGGGGCCAUAAAAGUCCCGCGGCUCUCCCACAGCUAGCGGAGACCUUGCCCGUACCCACAAGCUUGGGGCGUGCUGAGCUCCGCACGCCCCAAGCUUCGGGAUUAGCGCAGCGCUCCGCUAGCCCUGGGAUAGCCGCGCGAAGUCCUGCGGCUAUCCCACGGCUAGCGGAGACCUUGCCGGCACCCAGAAGCUUGGGGCGUACUGAGCUCCGCACGCCCCAAGCUUCGGGAUUAGCGCAGCGCUCCGCUAGCCCUGGGAGAGCCGCGCGAAGUCGCGCGGCUCUCUCACGGCUAGCGGAGACCUUGCCGGCACCCAGAAGCUUGAGGCGCGCUGAGCUCUGCACGCCCCAAGCUUCGGGAUUAGCGCAGCGCUCCGCUAGCCCUGGGAGAGCCGCGGGGCUCUCCCAAGGCUAGCGGACUGCUGCCGGCACCCAGAAGCUUGGGCGCGCUGAGCUCCGCACGCCCCAAGCUUCGGGGUUGCGCAGCGCUCCACUAGCCCUGGGAGAGCCGCGGGGCUCUCCCAAGGCCAGCGGACUGCUUGCCGGCACCCAGAAGCUUGGGGCGCGCUGAGCUCUGCACGCCCCAAGCUUCCAGGAUAGCGCAGCGCUCCGCUAGCCCUGGGAGAGCCGCGCGAAGUCCUGCGGCUCUCCCACGGCUAGAGGAGACCUUGCCGGCACCCAGAAGCUUGGGGCGUGCUGAGCUCUGCACGCCCCAAGCUUCGGGCUUAGCACAGCGCACCUGGGGGGGAAAUAAAAAAUUUUUUCCUUUAUUUCCCCCCCAAAAAACUAGGUGCGUCCUAUGGGCCGGUGCGUCCUAUGGUGCGAAAAAUACGGUAUGUUACCCAAAGGUAACGUAACCCGAGGGUCCACUGUAUCUCAAUUAGGAAAUUAUACGUGCUGUUCUCCCAUAAUAAUGAUCAAGAUCACAAGGUGAUACGUUAAAUAAUACCUCUCAAUAAUAUAAAAUAUACUCAGCAUAUAGAAUUGCUGCCUUCCAGUGCAGUUCUAUGUAAGCUCAAGUUACUCAGAAGUAAAUUGCAUUGUCAACGGGGGCUACUUCUAGAUAAGUAUGUGUAGGAUUACUGUGACAGGCUGCAACCCAAAACAAUAGAAUGUCAAGACAAUUUUAUUUGGUGCACCAGAGGGGGAAUUGUGGAUUUUCUUUAAUGAUAAACUGUGGCUACUUGCUGUAUGAUAAACCAUGGUUUAUCUUUCUGUUUGUACUGGUGCAGUAUUUAACCCAUUAGGAGUCUUUUUUAAAAAACAUUAUUUACCAUUUUAGUGCAUAUGUUAGAGGAUAAUUUAUCAGAUCCUUAAAAUACAGAGGAAAGAUUAUUUUGCACUCUCCCAUUUUUCUUCUGCAGAUAUUCUUUGCAUAAUUUGGAAUAAAUUAUACAGAAUUUUAUUUGUAUGCUGCCUUUCCAUAGUUUUUAAAACCAUGUUUAAGGUGGCUUACAACAUGAAAAAACCAUAAUUACAAACAAAUAACAAAAGUAGUCAUAAACAAUAAAGCAUUGCAAAGUACACAACUAAAUUAAACAAUUACCAUAGAAAUCAUAAUAAGAUCUAAAAUAAAGAUGUAAAAAAUAUCAAAAACAGCAACAACCCUGCCCCCCACAAAACCCUCUAAGCCAGGGGUAGUCAUCCUUUUUAUACCUUCUGCCCACUAAUGCCUCUUUCUUGAUGGUAAAAUUUCCUUACCGCCCACCAGUGCUCGAUGGAAGGAGGAUUCAGUUUAUGCCGUAGAACCCCCUACUGCCCACCUAGAAUCCUGAAACGCCCACUAGUGGGUGGUAGGGACCAGGUUGACAACCCCUGCUCUAAGCAAUACCCCAAUCCAAGAAUCUGUUCAGCAGCCUCAGCUUUUGCAGCUGGAGUCAGUCAGAGACCUGACCUCACAGGCCAGGUGGAAAAAGAUCUGCAACACAAGGAGCAAGUGUUCAAGAUGGUCUCUCAGUGAUUCUCAUUUGUUGUGAUAGAAAUAUUUUUGAAUGCAUUUUAAACCAUUUAUAUUGUGCAAGCUGUAAAACAAACCAUCCCCAGUUUUAAAUAAAUAAUGAACACAAAUGGUUUUGUUAUUGGUUGGCAAAUCAGUAGAGUCAAGAGAGGAACUAAGAUGAAAAAAUUAGUGUUUGAGAAAGUAUUCAUUCAUUCAUUCAUUCAUAUAAGCAGGUACAGUUAUUAUGCAAGUUUUCCCUCUUCUGUUUCAUGAGAUACACUUAGAAUUAUGCCAUUGCCUUUUAUACCACUGGAUUUCAGUUUCUAAGCAAUUUCCAUGGUUAGUCUGUUGCAGCAAUUUGCCACAAUACUGUUAAAAUUUGCAGAAUAUUUAGCCCACUUUCCAUCACCGUUGUCCUCAAUUAGAAUACUUAAUCCAAAGAAGUUAGGAAUAGACACAAUAACAUCAUGGGACCUGGUUAUGACUUAAUAGUUGAUGGAUAGUGAUUUUGUUGGGAUACUGCCAGGGAGACAAAGUCCAUCAUGGCCCCCAAGCCGGCUGCCGGACGAUCCAUCGAUCUCCCGUAGAUACAGUAUCAACAAUUAGCGACACGAGUUUCCAGAAAUAGCUUGCCACAUUCCAGAGCUCAUGCACACUCUAUCAGCAGAUAAUUCACAGCAGAAGUUGCACGCAGGAGAGCAUUAUUUACAAGUUUAUUCAGCGUUGGUCAGAACAAAGAAAAACAUGACUGCCGAGAGAGAAAACGAAAGCAACAGAAAACAUAAACAUCCUGUGAACAGGAAAUGCACAGACUCUGUGACUCACAAAGCCUGCUCCCUUUUAAGGUGGAACGGAAAUAUCCUAACAGAUUUGUGCUUAAACUAUGAUUUCCCAGCAUUUAUAAACCAUGUUUCUAGUACCCAAGCAGUGUGCAAGAUAAAAGUUAACUGAUCUCCAUCUAGUCAAUGUUAAGUUCAUUUUAUUGUUGUUAUUAAUUCAUUAUUUGCCUUUUCUUACACAAAACCAGGGAUAUUCCACCUAAAAAUGGUCACGAUGUGUAUUUCUCGCGAGAUAUUUAUGAAAAAUACUCAUUGACUCCAACUCUCUCUGAGCUACUGUUACUACCAAAAAGGUACCAGUAUACCUUUUCUUUCUAACUUUGGUUUGGAAGGCAACAAACAUUCUAGAAAAGAAAACAUAGGUUUAUUGUAUAUUGUUUUUUAUAUUGUACAGUAAUUUGAAUAAUAAAAUUGUAUGUGUGUAUUUGAAAAAACAGUUAAAUUAUACAUCAUCUAGCACGUCAUAUUGCACUUGCUACAACAGGCAGAAAAAUAUUUAAGUGAUCUGCCAAGACUCUCAGCCAUUUUCAAGUGUCCAAGCGUGCAGAGGGGUGGUGAGUUUGGGAACCACUGCAUUAGGACUUAUUUUCAAAUAAGUAUAUGUGAUUGCAGCUUUACAUUACAUUCAGUGCAUGUUAACUCAGAAGUUCAUUCCACUGUGUCCCCGUGUUAUUAAUUAGUUGCUUUUCAGGGAAAAGCCUGUACAAAGCAGCAGGGAGAGAGAGGAUUUCCUUUGGAAAGGGAAUGAUAGCAAGAAUUCUGAACCUGGGACCUAACUUGUGAAGAGAAAAUGGGACCAGUAUCUCCCCCUUCGUCUUAGGAGUUAACUUGGGGAGGGGGAAGAGAGAGAGAGCGCUUUCCUUAACUGCAUCUAAGGGAGGCUGUGGUUGUGGCUUCAACAGUUUAGGACAGAACUUGGGGAGGAGGAGUAAGUGAGGAGAAUGUAGUUGCUAGUUGCUAGAACUCAUGAAUACAGGAAUGUGGCUCUGUCUGUAUUCCAUGAUGCCUCCAUUAAGGACAUGGAGAGACAAAGGCUGCUGAUGGAAGAACAGUGCCCCCAAGAAUGUGUGGAUUCGCACCUGAGAUGCAUCCCUUCUCUCCUCAUAGAAGCUGUGAUCAGAGGAAGAAGGGAGUCUGCUGACAAAAGGGUCAGUCUAAAUAAAGAACAGGCUGGCGAUGUAGGUGAAAGGGGGCUGUCAAAGUGAUUUAGGCUUGCAUUCUGCUGAAGGCUUUGACAGCAGCACGCAGUGAAAUAAUCCUGAUGGGCUGCCGUCCCACUCCUCGUCAAAUGUAGCUAAUUUAAGCUGCUAGAAUCACUUGACAUUCCUACAUCAGGCACAUCUGAGUCAGCAUCUUGUUGGUGUAGCAGCUUAAUUAAAUUUGCCAGUUCGUGCCACAAGGAUGGACAUGUUCUCUCAUUCUGAGAGACAGCUGUGUAGUAUUAUUAAGAGCUGUAGACAUGAUACUGUUGAGACAUUUUCCUGGUGUGUAAAUCAAGUCUUUCUUUUUCACUAGAUCAGCAGUUAACACUCAGUUUAGUUAAUCCAAAAUGUGCUUAUUACUGAGCAUGCUUAUAUGUUAAAUAAUUAAGAGGUAAGCCAGCCAUCACCCAUUAGAGUGUUUUGAGUAUCAUCCGUAUAAUUGAUAGCACCGUUUGAGGACCUAUGUGAUGUGGGGUAGCAUUUAUAUAACAUAAACUGGCCUGGAUCCAAAGUGCCAUAAAUCAAAUUUCAUGAGCCCAAGGGGCCUUUGCAGUGGUAAGACGAAUGCCUCGCAAGACAAAAAACGCGCAAGAUGAAAGAGUUUUCCGUUUUUUGAGUCGUUCCGCAAGACGAAUUUCCCUAUGGGCUUGCUUCGCAAGACGUUUCGUCUUGCGAGUUCUUGCGAGUUUGUUUCCUUUUUCUUAAAGCCGCUAAGCCAUUAAUAGCCACUAAUAGCCGCUAAGCCGCUAAUAGCCGUGCUUCGCAAGAUGAAAAAACCGCAAGACGAAGAGACUCGCGGAACGGAUUAAUUUCGUCUUGCGAGGCACCACUGUAUGUUUGUUUUUCUCAUAAAACCACUCCGUAUGCCGUCUGACAUAUUACUUAUACAGCUGAGAAGGGGGGAGGGGGGAUACUUGAAAAAUAGUCAAAAAAUGAGCUCACAUGAGCCUCUUACUUACAAUGAAAGAACACAGUGGGACUUGUUUCUGAGUAAUCAUAUGCAGGAUUUCACUUAAGUGGUUUCUUGGAUCUUGGCCAUUGACCAAGCUGGUGGUGUUUCUUCAAAGUAGUCAUUCGGGUUUCAUUUGUUUUUAAUAUUCUUUGGGGAAAAGAGAUAAACAUUAUGGUUUGACCAAACUAGUUAUGAAUUUUUGUUAGAAAUUUAGGUAUUAAAAACGUUGCAGUAGCAAUAUGAAUUGUGCUCCCUGUUGAAUGAGAAUUAAGGCUGUUGGUCUUGUAGGCUUCUGCCUACAUUUUUAAAAAAUUGUCUGUAUUUGUUUCAGGCACACAGAAGGCAAUGCAGGCAUAUCAAAAGAUGUAUCAAAAGAAAACAAGUCUUCUAGCGGGCAGCCUGCAGUAAAACCAGCUGAAGCGGCAUUCCAAUCUGCAGCAGAAAUUGCAUCUUUUCAAGAGCCUAGAGUCCCCUAUCCUUACUUUUCUAGUUUGACAGAGAAACAACAGAGGAGAUACUUAUUUCUGUUGUCUGCAUACUUAAAUGCUGAUCCCAGCCUGAUCGAUCCAUCUGAGCAGAAAGAUCAUUUACAAUAUCUGGUAAGGGUUCCGUCUCUAUUUCCCAUAAUAGUGACAUGAUUUGCUAAUAAGAUGAACAAGUGUUCCUAGGUAGCCUUUCAUGGAAACAGUAGUGUUGUGUCUAAUUGAAGUACAGGCACAUGAAGCCUACUGUGUGUAGUUCUAUAAACUUAGGAAGCUGCCUUGUUCUUAUAGUGCAGUAGCUCUCUCCAAGUUCUUCUUCACAGAUCCUUUUUCGCUGGAGCUGCUAGGGAUAUACCUCUACCUACUAGGUGCAAAAGGGACACGGGUGGCGCUGUGGCUUAAACUACAGAGCCUAGGACUUGCUGAUCGGAAGCUCGGCGGUUCGAAUCCCCGCGACUGAGUGAUUUCCCGUUGCUCGGUCCCUGCUCCUGCCAACCUAGCAGUUCAAAAGUACGUCAAAGUGCAAGUAGAUAAAUAGGUACCGCUCCAGCGGGAAGGUAAACGGCGUUUCCGUGCACUGCUCUGGUUCGCCAGAAGCGGCUUAGUUAUGCUGGCCAAAUGACCUGGAAGCUGUACGCCGGCUCCCUCGGCUAAUAAAGCGAGAUGAGCGUGCAACCCCAGAGUUGGCCAUGACUGGACCUAAUGGGCAGGGGUCCCCUUGCCUUUACCUUACUAGGUGCAAAAUGUUUGUUUUCCAGCCAAGCUAUGGCUGCUUCGUGAAAAGUUUUGUGUUUGCCUUGUAGAUCUGUCCCUUUUCCCCACCCCACUGAGAAUUGCAAAGGAAGAAGAGGUUGCAGUAGCUUGAUAGAUGAUGAAAAUCACCAAAUCCACAUUUGUGGAGCAGCAGGUGCAUUUCAGGUGGCCUUGGGGAAGGGCUAUAGCUCAGUGGCAGAGUGUGUGUGUUGCAUGCAAAAGAUCCCACAUUCAGUCCCCGGCAUCUCCACCACUUCUCUGUCAGAGGCAGUAUGCUUCUGAGUACCAGUUCUCUGGGGAGAGCGUUGUUGCCCCGGGGUCCUGCUUCUGAGCUUCCUCUGUUCCACUUUUGAUUUUUUUGCCCCUUAGAAUCAGGUGGCAUACAAAUUUUAUUAAAUAUGCAAAACUCUGAACUAUGCCUGUGUAUGUGGCUGCCACGGAGCUGGCAGGAGAAGUGCACAUGCAGUCCACUGUUGUCCCUUUUUGCCAUCUGAAUUUGUGCAAGACACUUUCAAAACAAGGCAGAGAAUGGGAGCUGGAAAGAAAGCUGGAUGGGAGGAAGAGAAAUGAAGGACGCAGCAGCCAAGUUUGAUUGGAGGUAGGUGUGGAAUACUGUGCUGAGUGACAGCAGAGCAGUAAAGGAAAGAAGAGGGAAAGGGAUAGAAAAAACUACCAGGAAUGAGGAAGAGAGAGCCAGAAAGAGAAUGAAAGGUGAGGAAAGAUAACAGAUAAGGGGAAGCAAGGGGCUGUGUGGAGCAGACAAAGGAUUUAGUGCAACAUUUUGGUUGUAUCCAGUGCUUUUCUUCUAGAAAAAAAUGGUGCCAGUACUUCAUACGCUUGAGUACCCCCAGAAAAAAGCAUUGGUUGUAUCUCUGUUGUGUGUAUUCUUUUUGUAAACUCAGUCUAGAAUACAACACAGCCUUGUCUUUUGGUCUUGUUAUCCUAUUAAAACCCAAGUAAAUGUGUCUCUUUCAACACAUUAGGAUUGUGAAUAAUAGCUACUAUCUAUAUAUAUCUACAUCUAUCUAUAAAUGUAAAAAAUAAAGAUGCUAUAUUAUGUAGGUUCUGUUUGUUUUUUAGCAAAUGAAAGAAUUUGUAAGCAAAGAAGUUGGCGAGUUCUUGAAGUUUGCUCAAAAUGCUGCCAGAAGUUGCUCUAAAGAUUAUAAUAACAUCUCAGAGGAGGCCUUGCUUUACACCGAGGUAAUAGCUGUAAAAGGUUGCUUUGCUGCUUUCUCACCUUUAAAAACAUAGUUUGAAAACUACAUAGGAAACGAGAUUUUAUUAGCAGAGAGACGCUAUGUGUAAGAUGUUUAAAUAUAUAUAUUCUGAGGGAACACAAACCCUAAUUUCAAAACAGCAACAAAUAUUUAAGUUGUAUGCAUCUGCCAGUAAUAAAUGCAAUAGAAGCAACUUGCAUCUUAUGCAGAGGUUAUGUUUCAGGGAUGGCAUGUAUAUGCAAAAAUGUAUUUACCAUACUUUUCCGUGUAUAAUACUAGAGGUUUUUUUACUCUAAAAUAAUGUUCAAAAGUGUGCCUCGUCUUAUAUAUGGAUAGUGGAUGGGGGGGGGGUGAUUGGCUGCAGCCGCAAGCAGGAGCUGCAGCCACGAGCAAGAGAUUUGGUGGCUGAUUGUUGGCUGCUAGAAGGGCUGCUUUGGAUUGGCUGCUUCUCCUCUAAUUGGGUUGGUGAUUGGUUUCUGCAGCAAGGACUGCUGUGGAUUGGCUGUCACUGCCUCAAUUGGCGGCUGCUGUUCUGGGAUAUGCGAGAUUAUCAGCUGACACCUUUUCUCAGUCGAGUUAGUGAUUUUCUGCUCGGGAAGGGUCUGUUGGUGAUUGACUGUCGCUGCAGCAAGUGGGCGAUGGAUUGGCGGAUGCCGGCAUUUCCAUUUCCUCCUCCCCCCAAAAAGCUCAACAACUCUGAGCCAUCUCCCCCCAUUUUCUUAAAAUUGAGUCUUAUACAUGGAAAAGUACUCAAAUGCCGCACACAAACACAUGCACACACAAGCACACUCUUACCUUCCAGAGGCAGCACACCGGAUGGGUUUUCCCCGCACCCCCAGAAGAGAGCUUUUAAGCUCUCAGGCUUUCCUUCUGGUCUCUGGGAGGCUCUUGUGUAAGUUAAAAGUUUCUUGUAUUUCAGAACUGAAACUCCAUUGUAAUUUAGCUGUACAUUAUUUCUGAGACACCGUUGCAGAAAGCACACUUUUACAACCGUAUUUUCUUUUACCUUCCAAGAAAUUUUUAGCAUCUUGUAUUGGUUAUGUGACGAAGUAUCCUGAAUGCUAUAACCUACAAGAAGUUACCAGCAUCAUGGGAGGAAAGUUCUGCACGGAGCUGACAUUUAAAUUGGAAAAAUGCCUUCUUGCUUUGGUAAGUUGUACUUUCUGGAGGAAAAUGCUUUAUACCAAGGCUACCUCUAACUCAGCAUCGUCUACACUGGCUGUUGCUGGUGCUCUAGAGUUUCAGGCAGGGAUCUUUUCCGGCCCUUCCUGGUGAUGCCAGGGACUAAACCUGAGACUUUCACAUGUUCUCUGCCACUGAGUCAAGGCUGGCAGCGCACUUCUCAUGACAGUUCUGGCACUGAACUCAAGUGUCAGAGACUGGUUGAACGCAGAGGAACAGUGGGAGGAACAAGUUGGGGAACCCCUAAGGGAAGAAGUCUCAGAGCCUGGGGAUUGGUGGUGGCACAACAAUGAAUGGUCAGAGGGAGAAGACUGGGAGGAGGAGAUGUCAGAAACUGAAGAGGUAACAGAGCUUGGUGAGGGGGGAGAGUCUGUGGAAGGGAGAAGUCCAGAAUCAGAGACAGGAGAGGAGGGAGAGCAAGCAGCAGAGAUGAGUCAGGCUUGUGAAGAGGCAUGGGGUGUCAUCCCCCACUUGCUGUGACAAGCUUUCCUGCCUCUGGUCUCCCAGAACCAGGGGAGUCAUGGAGUGGGAGGAGCAAAGAUGGGCAUGCAGGCACAGUCUCUGAUUGGGAUAUAUAUAUUAAAGAGUUAACUCCAGCUUGCUCAGUGUGAUUUAGUGAUGGCUUGCUGCUGCCACUCGGGCACCAUUUUUCAUCAUUGGACAGUUUGAGUGUUAUUAUUUACAGUUAAAGUGAAUACAGCCAGAACAAACUAAAAGAGGGAAGGGAGUUUGUUAGGGAAGGGAAAAGAGAUGGGGGGGAGGAAUAGAUUCCAGCAGAGCCCUCUGGACAUGUACUUCAUGCAAAUUGUUCCAAGUAUGGAUCUCAAAUGUCUGAGAACUUAAUGCUCUUAUGCCAUUUGUUGAAGGUAGCUUUUCAUACUUCACAGGAGUAAAUAAGUCUUCUGACCACUGAGCAAUCUGAGUGUAACAUUCAUUUGGCUAAGAGUGUGAUCUUGAAAGAAACACAUACAGUCAUACCUUGGAAGUCAAAUGGAAUUCAUUCCGGAAGUCCGUUUGACUUCCAAAACAUUCGGAAACGAAAGUGCAGCUUUUCAUUGGCUGCAUGAAGUUACUGCAACCAAUCGGAAGCCCCGUCAGAUGUUCAACUUUCAAAAAUCGUUUGCAAACCAGAACAGUCACUUCCGGGUUUGCGGCAUUCAGGAGCGAAAACGUUUGAGAACUAAGCAGUUCAAAAACCAAGUGUCAGGUGGUGGUGUGGCUGCUCGAGAGUAACCAGGCAGGACUCUGACCUGUCUUUUCCAGGCUUUAUUCUGGGAACUAUUUACAGUGAAGAGUGUCGUAAGUUCAUGUCUGGCUCAAUCGCUAGCAGAAUCUGGAAGUGAUCGGUCCAUGUACCUCCCCCAGCAUAACAGUCGCGUGACCCCCAACGUUCUCCUCCCCUCCCUGCGCCAGAACCUACUGUGCAGAAUGGGUGCUGGCAAAGGGGUACUUUCUUUCUCUCCGGUUUGCUCAGGCUCGGUGUUGAGGCUCUCCCUAGCAUCUCCUGGUCCCUGCACCUCCUCUCCACUGGAGGUGGGGCUUUCUUGCUCGCCAGAGGAGGAACUGCUUUGCAAGAUUUUCGGAGGUUCCCUAUAACACAACUGCCCUUCCACCUCUCGCCUCUGAGCUGAUGGCAGGUUCCUGACACCGAGGGUACGACUGUACUGAAGUUUUCUGUUCAUUUGGAAGCCGAGCCAAAAGUGUUGGUUCUCUUUUUUCAUUCUUUUUUCAUUCUAGGGAAAGGUGAGCCUUGUUAAGCGAUACUUUCCAAAACUGCCUGCACCAAUACAGUUACCUGAUAACCAUAAAAAUAAGGUGGACAUUGCAACUCCAGAGCAGAGAGCUUCAACGCUUCACAAUGUAAGUAAAUGGUAUGCUAUCAGCAAGAACUAUGACCACACAAAACCCCUCAGUUGGGAACCAGCUGUUCUUAACAAACAAUUCCUAGUGAUUAUUUUCUGUCAAAAUGUACAUCACAUCACCUAAUCAGAAAUGACUUUUGUAGUGGCUGAUACAGUUUAAUAGAAGGUAGAAUGGAGACAUAUACAAGUUUUAAUUUGGUCUUGGAUCCAAAGAACUGAAGGAGCAGAGAAAGAAAAUGUGUUUGUGCAGUUGUGUGAAUGGUUGUACAAGUGCUAGUUGAAGGCUUCUUGCAGUGGAGCAACCACAGCAUGUUGGGGGUCGCAUUACACUAUGAGAAACUCAGUUAAUAAACAAGAUGUGGUGUGUAACAUGUAAAAUCCAGUGCACUGCAAGCAGGUUUUUUUUUACAAGAACCUCUGCAGAGGCUUACCCAAGUGCUUACACUCUUGGGUUUGAGAAUCAAUUUUCUUGUGUGGUGAUCUUCCACUAAGCUGGAAGUGAUCCUUUGGUGGGCACACAAGGCUUUUUGCUAGAGGAACAGUACAUUCAGAACCAGAUGUCCACAUUAAUCAGUGUUCUUCAACCUUGGUUCCCCAGAUGUUGUUGGACUACAACUGUCAGCAUCCCUAGCCAUCUUAUCCAAUAGUCCAGCAACAUAUGGGGACCUGAAGUUGAACACUGAGUGAGUGAGCUUUUGUUCUGAAAAAGCCUUCAGCAUUUUGCUCUAUUUUCAUUGUGGUUUUAUGCACCACCUAAAAGUGCACUAUAGCUGAAGAAUUCUUCCAAGAGUUAUUAGGGCAUCUAAUCAUGCAUGCAAGGAAGUUGCUUCCAUCUUUAAAAUCAUUAGUGUUUGAAUCCAUGAAAAUAUAUCUGCAGUAUUAAUAAAUAUAUUGAUCCCUGCUUUAGAAAUUUGGCUCCUCUUUCUCCCCUGUCCCCAAAUCAAAUGAUUUUUCCCCAUAAUAUUUUCCCCUGCUGGAUCAAGUACUUUCAUGUCUAGUAGUGGAAUGUCAUAUUGCUCUCACUCUGAUUUACACUUUGUUUUCUCAUUUUGUUUUCAAAAAGGAUGUUAGUACAGAUCCAAAUGCUGAAAAACUUGUAUUGAAAUAUGGUCCUCAGGUAGUGCUGACGAGUGAGUCAUUAUUUACAUUGUUGAACAAUAAUGGUAUGAGUUACAGUGAACAGUGGGAACUUCCGGUUUCUGUGAAAAUCAUCUCUAAUGAAGGUAUAUGCAUGUUAUUUAUAUAUAUAUAUAUAUAUACACACACACACACACACAGAAAUAUAUUUUGAGCCAAAGGGCUGGUGCUUAUUUUCUGGUGCAUAUAAUAUAAAUUGUGUGUUUUCAUACAUAUAGCAGAUAUAAAAUUAGAAUAUUAUUGCCCUGACAACAUUUCCUGCUAGCCCUUUGAAGGUGCUGGUGAAUUUUGAACUGUACCCACAUACCGAGGGGGGUGCCUAGUUGAACUAAUUGAGACUUCCUUCUAAGUAGACAUGUGUAGGAUUGCGUUGGACAUGCUUAAGGGUUUUGCUAUUAAUCUCUUGGAAUUAUUCUGGAAAUGAAGGGGGAGGGGGAGAUUUCUUUGUAGUGAGAAAAAGGUCAGUAAUAUCCAGAGGUGUUUUACUAUGUUGCAGCAAAAACAAGACUUAGCAAAUUUGUUAACAAACAUCAGGAAAUAACGAAGAAUAGGAAAAAUAGGUAAAGCAAAAUUGCAAAGUUUAUAGAGAGAGAUGCACAGAUAUAUUGCAUCCUUCUUACUACUUAGAACAGUAACAGUGUCCAGAGACAUGGAGCACAACUAAUAAUGAUUUCUGGUGAUAUUUUUCCUGCUACUUUUCCCCACUCCCACUAAAUUGUUCUCCCAAGUUGAUUAUGACCAUUGAUUCUAUUGCUACAUAAUUAUUUGCAGUUAUGCAGGAGAGGAGUCAAGGAACUGAUUUGGCAUACUGGUUCUCCUCCAACCACUCAGCUAGUUUUUGUGGUUUUUUACUGUAAGGACAGUUGAAAUUCAGUGGUUUGUGAAAGGAAAAGGUUUGUGAAAAGCAGAAUAAGAAACCCGGAAUUAUUAUUAUUAUUAUUAUUAUUAUUAUUAUUCCCUGUCCAUCUUGCUGGGUUGCCCCAUUAAAGUUACUGGGAGGAAGUCACUUUUAUUUCUCUGCUGGUUAAUGCAUCUUCUCACAUCUUCCUUUAAUUAAAAGGAAAACAGGAAGUUAAUUUGUAGGUAAGUGUCCAGAAAAUAACGAUUGUGCUACUGGAAAGUGAACAUACACUUUUUUUUUCUUUAAAGGUUUCAGACCAGUCAAAGUUGCCUAUAUUGAUCCCCCUCUCCCAAAGAAAGAGAUGGCCAUGAGAGAAAAGAACCAUUUGUAUCAUGAAUUUCUGGCAGAUUUCCACAUGACUAAAAAAUCAAGCAUUUUGGCACAUGCUGCGAUACUAGACAACCCACCUGAAGGACUUGUGAGUUCCAUUUUUAAGCUUAUUUAGUUUUAUUGAGCACGAGGGAGAAUUUAACUUUCCUGCAGCUUAUGAAAUGGUACUGGAUAUCUUGUGUUCCCUGAUUCUGCAUAGAAAUCUGCUACAGAAUAUCUGUCCUUGCUAACCUCCCUUUAUAUUUUGGGGUGGGGGAAGUUUUAAGUCAUCAAGGGUUGCAUGGAUACAUUUCUUAAAAGUGCAAGCGCUCAUCUUCAUCCAGCUCUUCUUGAUCCAGCUUUACCAGAGUCUUUUCCAGAGUGCUUUACCUUUGGUUUCCAUCGGUACAGAGCAUUUCACCAUGCAGAAUGAAGGUGCCACUUGUCAUGCUGAGUACCUGGGUGGGCUGAGAUUAAGCCACAGUUUCCCAGUUCGGACCUGUUGUUAACAAUUUCUGAAUGUUUUCCAUUAUGACAAGAGAGAGUAAUAGGAGGAAAAAGAUGAGCACAAUAAAAAAUAAUUGGUCUGAUAAACCAUGGUUUGUUAGAUUGAAAUUGUUGUGUCUGAGCCUGACCCCUGAAACAUUUUGAUGCAGAAAUACUGAAUAGGCUUCAUAUAUUAACUGUUAAGCAGAUCAUUUUGUUCACUGUUAAGAGUGGCUCUCUAUGUUUUUUUUUUUUCCCUUCUUUAGCUAGGAGCACCACUUGAAGCAUGUCAAGGUAGACGGCUUCAAGUACCUGACUCUGUAGAUCUAGACUUUGGCACUGAUGUGACAGAACUAGAGACGUUUGGUUCUGUAUCUAAGCAUUCAAAUGCUUCUAAACUGGAUAACAUUCCUGCAAAACCUGCCAGUAUAUCAUCAGAGCAUGUGAAAAUGGAGAAAGCACCAGUGUUGAACAUGAACAGUGGCACAAGCUCGCAGACAUCCGACUCCAUCAGCCUAGACAUUCAUACCAAUGUCACAUUGACAACAAAGCCUUCUACACCAGAGAGCAGUCCUGUGAAACAUGAAUAUAUGUCAAAAAUCUUAUCAAAGCACCUGAAAAUGGAGAAAGAGUCAGUGUGGGAGGUAAACAGUGAUGUUGGAGAAGGAAGGAGCAAAGGCCCUGAACGGAGGCUAGAAUUAAGCACAGAACAGGAUUUUAAUAGGACUCCAGCAUCAAGUGGUGGUGUCUUGGGUUUGGACUGUGAAGCAAUUUCAUCAGUUAAAGGGUUCAAUUCGAUGGAAAUUGAACCAGAUGGCAAAAGAGUUGUUUAUGUCAAAGAUGAAACUCUGGACAAGAAUACCUUAUUAACUUCAGAUAAAGAUAACUUCAAGGAAGGAGGUUUGGCUUAUGCAGCCAAAGAUGAUAACUCAUCCAUUCUCUCCUGCUGCAGUGACACAGAUGAGGAAUCUUUGAUAAUUGACACAGGACAUAAAAAUGGCACUGACUGUGAAUCGGGUGUGGUUGCUUCUGACCGAGGCCCUGAAGCAGUUACUCCUGAGUCUCCUCGCUCGAAACAAGCCCUGUUAGGAAAACUGGCAGAUCCUUCAAGGAUUCCAGUUCAAGAAAUGGCUGUGUCCAAAAACGAUUGUGAACAGAUGUCUAAAGAAUUUGAUCCUGUUGGGCAGAUUUUGAAAAUGCAAGCUGAACUUCUCAAGCCACCUUCUCCACACCGACAAGAUCAGCCACAGAUGAAUUCUGAAAGAAGCCCUGCACCAAACCAGGGGUAUCCACCAUCAAAAGUACCUUCUGCUAUGGAGCCCAAGCAAAGUACCACUAUGGAUACCAGUAACUUACCCAAGGUUACCUGGACAUCAUAUUUUCAGGGAUCUCAAAAAGGUGAGUUUUUUGGUGGCUGUGCUAAGAAUGUGGUCCCUGAUUGGGCAAAACACUACCAGAAUCCAGGUGGUGUGCAACAACUUCUGGGACAUCCUGGCCAACCGUCAGCACUUUCCUCUUUGAGGUUGAAUCCAAUGUACCCAUUAGUCAGACGGCAUCCUUACAUGUUGCAGGGCAGAAAACACACCUUUUAAAUGGGCGCAGCCUAGUGAAUGUGAUGAGAUAUCGACCAACUGUUUUUUCCCUCUCUCUUUUGGGAAGACAUGGUUUGGGAUGCAGCUGAAGAUUGUUUGGAAUAUGAACCUCCUCAACAGGGCAAUCUUAUCUACAAGCUGUUCAGCCUUGGCGACCUGCAGCUACUGGUGCGCUGCCCUGUGCAGAAAGUAGAGCAGAGGCCAUCCAACAAGAAAGCAAAAGUCAAAAGGGUAAGCUUUAGUGUUAAAUGGAUCUUGUGUUUUUCCAGACAUGUAAAAGAAUGUGGUUUUCUCUUUGAGCCAAUUCACUUGCCACCUCCUUGGUCAGCAGCCAGAGCUUGGUCCACUUUGAGAAGGUGGAAUCAUAGAAUUGAGUUUGAAGAGACCAUGAGGGUCAUCCAGUCCAGCCCCCUGAAAUGCAGGACUCUUUUGCCCAACUUGGGGCUUGAACCCACAACCCUGAGAUUACGAGUCUUCUCCUUAAUCAACUGAGUUAGUGGCUUAGCUCCAGCUCCCACCCAACAGCAUCCUCUUGCUUUAGCUGCAGCUCCCUCUGAGCCUCUCCACACUCUGGGUGGCUGACCUGCAUGCUGUGCUGGAGUGCUGGCAGCAGCUGCAAGUCCCACUUUCUUCACCAAAGCAGAGAAUGGGGAAAUGAGGACUCCCUGUGCUGCUGCUUUCCCCACUACCCCUUUCCACCAGCUCCUUGUGUGCAGCAUCUGUGUAGUUCAUUGUCUUCCAAGACUCCUUUCAUUAAAAAAGUCCUAUAGUUCUAUGGCGGAAGGAAGUUAGGGGGAAAACUACUUAUGAUGCUUUUCCUGACACUUUGUUUGAUCAUGUAAGCUAAGCACACAAAUUUGUUGCUGCUUCUGUUGUUGUGCCAGCUAUGCAGAAAGAUGAGGAGCCUCCCAGGAUGAUUGGAGGCCCCUCCAUUGCAGCUUGGGAUGUGUGAACAACAACAUGGUUGGGGCUCCAUUUCUCCAGAAACAAUCAGCUUUGUUGCUUGAGGGUGCUGUUAGGUAAGUGCUUCUCAAGCUUGGGUCUCCAGCUAUUGUUGGACUACAGCUCCCAUCAUCCCUGACCACUGGUCCUGUCAGCUAGGGAUGAUGGGAGUUGUAGUCCAACAACAGCUGGAGACCCAAGCUUGAGAAGCACUGUGUUAGAUCCAUGCCUUGCUGCAGAUGCCUCAGUGGCCCCUGUAGUACGAAGCACCAUUCCCCAGCUAAGGUUGCUCCUCGACAGAAAGGGCCUGGCCACUGUUGUCCACAUCCUGGAAAGUUGUUUGAUGUUUGGAUGAUUGCAACCCAUUAUAGGUGAGGCCACCUUUGGAGUUUCCUCACACUUCAGUUCAUUCAAAGUACAGGUGCUAGACUACCAGCCAGAAUAGGAAUUUUCCAGCCCUGCUGCCUGAGUUCCUUCUAACUGGAGUUGCCAGGGACUGAACCAGGAGCACUGUGCUCUGCUUCUGAUCUAUGGACCUGUUGCCUCCACAGUACAAACCAGAAUCCAAUCUAGGGUUGAUGGCUCAAGCUAGUAUUACGGUUAUAAUACUAUAACCAUACAAAGUACUUGCACUGACAAAAUUUAUGUACUGCAAAGAGAAAUAAAAGUUCUCCAUUUCAAAAGUCCCUACUGUUUUGUUCCUUUCUGCUAUGCAGUCAUAGCAUAUGAACCAUUCUACUGCCAGUGCCAUACAGUGAAAUGUAAGGAGCAGGGAUUAUCCUCUUAAGAAUUGGAGAGGCAUACAUUUGGGGAAAUGUUAUUGCUACUCUGCAGAAGAUAAGUAAGACAAAUGCUUAUAAAAUUAGUUUGUGGGGAGUUGCCUCAGAAUAUCUUAGGCCUCUUUUUGUCCUUGAACUUCCUAAAGGUGGCAGCAUUGCACUUCUGGAUUUUCAGAAUACCCCGUGCAUUCCAUUCACAUAGGUGCAAAUGUUGUUAAGUACAAUGAAAUCAGGUCAUAUAAUCAGUAUCUUUAGAUUGUGGCUAUCCAUAACAAACUUUCCCAAUGUGAGUAGAAUGCACUGUAUCGAUGAUGACAUAUAGAGCCAUUACAAAUAUGCAUCUAUGCAAAAUUGAAACCACGGUGUGAUUGUGACCUCAAGACUGUUUAUUCCAGCAGUGGCAAUUACUGCUGUGGUGCUCUUAAGAGAAUACAAAAGGGUGAGAACCACUGUGCACUUUUUUUAUUUACCCUGAUGCUACAGAGCUGAAGGGAGGCAGACUCUGAGCUCUUGUAAGUUUUCCACAUUUAUAUCCUCACAAUGCAUGUAUCGAAAAGUUGCAUAGUGGAGGAAGUGGGGCAGGGUGUCAUGGGCUGCAAGGUGCCCUCCAGCAGGUGGAACCAGCGCUGCCUGAAAACUCAGCGCGGGGUGGGACGUGGGUGGUGCACAGCCUGCAGGGCGCUCCAGCUGCUGCAUCCCUCCUGGUCACAAGUGGACGCAGUGCUGCCAGAAAAAGCAGCAUGGGGCGCACUGCUGGAAGGGCACCUGGAAUGGGCACCCGGGAGAGGCGUAUAAGUGCCGGCCUGAAGGUGUUCCUCCCAAGUCCUGGGCGCCCUCCCAGCGGUGCACCCCACAAUGUUUUUUCCUACAGUGCUGGGCUGGCGCACGCCAGCUGCUUCCCUCCCAGGAGGGAUGCAUUCACUCGGGCAACACACUUGGAUGCCCUCCAUGGUGUGUGGGGGGGUGCACGCAUACCCCCUUGCCCCAGGCGCCAGCGGGAGUUGCUACGCUGGUGUGCAUAUUGUAGAACCUUCACAAAAAAGAUAAUCACCCAGAAGUUACUUCCUUUGCUACUUUGCAUCUCAAAAUAGUUUUCAGAUUAAGGGAAGACUUCAUGAACCCCAGGCCUGGUCCCAGAUGAGUCCAGUCUGGCAGUGGCAGUGAAUCAGAUUCUGGUUAUUUAUGAAGUAUAUAGACUAAAAAUAUGUUAACCAAGUGAAAACACCCCCUCCCCUCCGGUUUUGCAGUACUUUCCAGUUUACGUAUUGCCAAAGCUAGAAUAUCAAGCCUUCUAUGGAGUGGAAGCAUUAACUGAAGGUGAAGUAUGUCGUCUGUGGACAGAGAGUUUGUUACAUUCAAGAAGUACAUUUACAGUUGGUAAGUUUAGUCCUGCUGAACAUAAGUUGAUUCGUUCUGGGUUAAUAUUUUCUGAUCCUGCACUAAGGGGAUCGUAACUUCCUGUCAUUUUCUUUCUGCAAAAUUCUUCACAUAACCAUUUUAAAAAAAAAAAAAACGGACCAACUGGGAAUAAUUUCUCAAUGGAAAAACUAUGCUGAAUGUUCCAAUAUGUAAUUAAGUCCUGUGGCAUGCAUAGGGAAUUCAUGGCCACAAAGAUGUAGCAAUUGCACUUUUGAUGGACAUCAGAGUCCGGCCAGAGUUUGGGGAUGCAGUCCCUUAGAAUUCCACCAGGGGGCUGGAGCCUCUCUGAUUGGCUACCAAGACAGCCAGUCAAGUGGGGGGUGGAGCCAGCACUUUGGGAGGGAGAACAAAAGGAGCUGUUUCUGAGGGAUAGAGUUGGAUAGGGAUAGAGAAGGGAAAGAGAUUGGAGAUAGGGACAGAGAUAGGGUGUAGUUUGGGAGGUGGGGGUUAGGAUAGGAUUUGACUGAGGGAGAGCUGGUUCUGAUUUGAGUUGAACAUCCACACUGAGGAGACUAACUCUAGCAAGAGGAAAGAGCCUCGUAGUUUAAGAUAGGAAGACCAUGUGGAGUGUUUUGGGAGGGUAUACAGCUGGAGUUAUCUGGAGGGCUGAGCUUGAGCAGGGAGAGGGAGAAGCUGUGGGAAUACAGACUACCUGGGUCUCAUUCCAGCCAGGAGGGGAGAGUUCUUCUAGGAAAAGAAGAAUCCCAAGCCAGUAACAAGGGGUGAAGUGAUCCCCUGGGUCUGUUAUACUAAUCUGAAUACCUCAGGAGUGGGAUUACUAGUUAACUGACAAAAAGGACCCCUUUGCUCUUGAACCAAAUUAAUAAACUGUGUUAAAAACAUUGACCUGAAGCAUCUGCUGGACCUAAGCAUAAGGACCUAGAAAGGAGUAACAGAAACUGAAGUGUAACAGCUGAUUUUGAGUAGAGGGAGUUUAAGAGAAGAUGUGCCUGUACUACUGUGUUUAACCUGUAACAUAAUCAUAUUUAGCUUAAGUAAUAAGUUAACUUCUACCUGAAAGAAUGCAUCUCCUGACCCAACUUUGUUUCACCAACUUCUUCUUCUUCUUUGUAAAUAAAACUUCUCUUGUUUGGUUAACUCCUGCCUGAGACUCCUUGAAUCGCAGUUUCUCUCACACAAGAUAGCCUGUGGUAAAUUGCAGACAUUCAUUUAAUUGGCAUACUGUGAGGUGGGUCCGCUAUAUUUAAUUGGGAGCAGGAUGAAUCUGCUACAUAUUAAUUGGUGGUUAGCGGUGGGAUCUGCUACAGCCCCAUGCAUACAAGGCCUUUUAAAGGGAUUAGAAAAACCCCAGGGAACAUCAGUCUAUUAGCUAUGAUAGCUAAAAGGAGCAUCCCUUUUGAGAAGCAGCCUGUCUCUGCUAAACAGAACAAAGUCAUUGCCUUCAUGUGCUGCUUGUAAAUGUUCAGAUAUAUCUGGCUGCUUGCUGUUGGAAACAACUGAUCCCAGAAGGCUAUUCUCAAGUAACGUAUUACACAACUUGUAAGAAGGAAAAUAAAAUCAGGCCUGUACUUAGCAGAAGUAUGCCUAGAGAAUAGGAAUCUGAGUGUUUUGGAUUAUUGGUCCUUUCAUAGAAUCAAAGAAUUGUAGAGUUGGAAAUAUCCAAAGGGUCAUCAUGACCAUAAGCAACAUUAUUUGGAGUGUUGAAGGCAGAUUCUUGAUAGUCAGUGCCCUUCCUAAAUAGACUGACUCACUGCUAUCUGUCCAUGACCCUUCAUUGCACUGCUAACAGCAAUACAGGGCUGGAUGAGAGACUUUUUGUUACUCCAUUACUGGCUGGUGGAGAGUAGCACCGCACCCCAUAGUUGAAUUCGACUGGACUUAACCAUCCAGGACUUAUCUUUAGUUGUGCAGAGCAGUUGCUACUAUGAUAUCAUUUGCCUUGGAAUAAAGAAAUCUGUUCAAAACUGAGCACCCUGAGUUAGCAAGUUUACCAGCUCUGGAAAUUAGCAAAAUGGAAACAUAUCCCAGGUCCCCAUUCCAGCAGCACAGCAUAGUUUUAAUUUGUCUACCCUUGUGAUUUUUAAGAGCUGGACUAAAUCAGUUUCACAAGUAUGAGCAGAUGGCUUUUUCUACUUUUUAAUGAUAUUGCAUUUCAUCAUUUUAUAAGCCGCUUUGUGGGUUUUUUGAGUGUAGGGCAAGGCAAGAAAAAAACCACACAUACCUGGAAAUAAUAAAUAAAUAAAUGCUUCUUUGAAGGUAGUUGAGUUACUGAUAAAAUAUGCAGACUGAGGAUGCCCAGCCUCUCUCUCCCUCUGGCUCAUAAGGAUUUCUUGGUUAGAGGGAUAAAGUUUAAAAGCAAGCCAACCAAAAAACAAACAAACCCCCACCUCUUAAUAAUCUUCCUUUCUUGUGUAACCAGCCAUGAAGUAUGACUGAUAAUCUUGCUGUCAGGAAAUUGACAUUUGCUUGGAGUUGAUAGCAGUAUGUCGAAUACAAUGUCUAUGUAAAGUUUACCUAACUUCAGAGCACUUUUGGCAAAGCACAUGCAGUGGCUGGAAAGGUGCUCCACAUUUAAUGGCUGAACUGAAAUUCAAACAAAGCACAAUACAGAUUCAAGACUGCAUUAGUUAGUAAGUGACAGAACAUUCAAACAAGUAAGUGUUUAAAUACUCUCCCCAUCUCUGUGUACAAAGAUGAAUCAAAGAAAUUAGUUGCAGAAAGAAACUUUCAGUUCAAGUUUAUUAAUUGUUCACAGACUUCUGCACUUCAAAAAGCAAAUGUUUGAUUCUGUACACAGAAAAAUCCAGAAAAGCCUACUAACAAUGCAUUUUUCCUUGUUGAAGAUUUAAUCAGGUUUAGAGCAAGCAAUACACAUUGAUAGCUGAACAAUUUAGAGGGUGGUCAGUGGAUGUUUUUGUUUGUUAGUUUUAAAAAAAGAAACCAGUACAUUACCAGCCACCAGCUCCUAUAUGUGGCCCAGUGGUGACCAAUGGCAUUUAAGGCUGCCUGAGACUAGAAAGAUUGCUGUUUUAGGGGGUUCAGUAGAACUCACUCCUGGGUAAGUACAAUAGGAUGGUAGCCAUCAGGAUUUUGGGGUUUGUUUACCUGGUCUCUCUUUAUAGUUCUUAGUUUUGUUUUAUUGAAGUUGUGAUUGUGUCAUGAUCUUUUAAUCUAAAUGCUGGUCUCUCCUCCAUUACUUGAGAAUUUCCUUCAUCUUUGUUGUGCAGUUCCUCAUUUUUCAUUGUGAAACGGUUUGGUAUUUUUUCUUUUCUUCAGGUCAUGUUGAUGCCUUGACUUCAAAGUUGUUUCUGCUUGAGCAACUGCCUGCAGAAGGGUUGAAAAAAAGAUUUGGCGCAUUUAAGUGAGUGAGCUUCCUAUAAUGUAAAAAAUUUACAAGGUAUUUGUUAAUGACAGCUUCAGAAGAAGAAGCAUGUCUGAGCAAGCCAGCUCCUUUUAAAUGUCAUUCCUCACGUUACUACACUGUUAACAGUGCAUUUUUAUUUUAUAACGUUGUGACCACCCUGGUUGAGGUAUAUUCUCCAUUCCAACUCUACAUGUUAAUGAUACAAAUAAAAUACAGUACAGAGUUACCGCUUCACCAGGUGCUACCUGUUGGUUUGUUGUUAUGGUUUGGGUAGAUGAUAUACCGGUACUUAGGCAGAAAGCUGAUGGAUCAUUUAAUAAAACCAAAUAGACAAAUUGGAUGACAUUAAGUUGAGGGAGGGGGCCUUUCUUGUCAGGUGAAUUUCCCCCAUCAAACCAUAGGUAGCACUUUCAGUUCACGUUGAAUCCUUGCCAAAGCAGGCUUCUUUCGUCAUUGUGUGUGUUCGGAACAGUCAGGUGACACAGGCCACACACUUCCAAUGUUCACUUUGCUGUCAUGAUUUUGAAACUUUCCUUUUGUGAAAAAACGUAAUAUGAGAUUCUCUUGCCGGAUUUCCCACAUGUCUGGUGCUGUGGUGGCUGAAUGGGGCAGUACAGUGUUACUUCGGUUUUUGAACAUCUCCAUUGACAAACGUUUCGGUUUUUGAAUGCUGUAAGCCUGGAAGUACCAUAUUUGCCUGAAUAUAAGCUGCACCUUUAAAAUUGAAAGGGGGGGGGGAGAAAAAAAAACACCUGGCUGCAUAUUGGGGGUGGGGAGCCGUGCUACAUUGCCAACGGCCUUUCCCCUUCUUUGCUUUCUCCCUUCCUGGCCUUGGAGAGGACGGGGGACUACGCACAGGGCAGGUGUCGCUUUGCCGCGCUCCUGGCUGCACACCAUAAGUUUGUGAAUAUAAACCACACUUUAACUUUUUACGGUUGGAAUUUGGGGAAAAAGUUAGGCUUAUAUUCAGGCCAAUACGGUAAAUGCUUCAGUUUUCGAAUGCACUUCAGAAGUCGAACAUGAAACACAGCUUCUGUAUUGAGUUUUCCAUUUUGAGGCUUCCAUACUGAGGUUUUGGUUUUCAAACAUUUCGGAACUCGAACAGUCUUCCGGAAUGGAUUAUGUUCGAAAACUGAGGUACCGCUGUAUAGAGCUGAGUAGCCUGGUCAACUGAUCAGGGAAGUUUGUCAGAAUUCACAAACUAUGUAGCUGUAUGUGUGCAUGUUUUUGAGAGACCAAUGAUUUAUAAUGCACUAAUUUUUAGUGUUCAUGAAACACUUCCCUCAAAUUAUUUGUUGCUUAUAAAUGUUAAUCUUUCUGUAAGUGUGGAACUGACACUUUUACAAGCACCACAUAGGUACAAAUAGUGUUAGUUCCAUGCUUGCAAGAAACGUGUUGGUUUUAGGCAGGGGCCUUUGCUGUGUUGUUUUCAGCACCUGCUAAAAGCCUUUUGGUUUAGGCAAGCCUACCCAGACAUAUAAUGUUAACAUGCAAUUUUAUUAUGUACAUUUUUAGCAACUGUCUGUUUAUAUUUUGAUAAGAUCAGACACUAAAAUCAAGUUAACAUAGUUUUUAUCAGCAUUUUAAGAUGAAUGUUUUAUAUUCUAGGUAAACUGCUUAGAAGUUAAGAAUGAUUAAGUGGUAUAUAACCAUCCUGUUACAUUAAUAAAUUUACACACGCAGGCCAGCAAAUUCACUGAAUAUUCUCCAACAUAUACUGAAGAAAGUGACUGGGUAUGUAUUUCCUUUGACUUUAUUUCUAAAUGGUCCAUGGUCCUAUGCUAAUUUUGUGAAUAAGUAUCAGAAAAGCCCUUGCAGACUUAGAGCUCCAGGUGCAUAAGGAAGGCUCACAAGCUGGAAGGUCCUCGGGAGCCAUGCAACAAGAAGAGAAAAGGGGCGUGGGUAGCAGGAUCCAGGACCAAGAACCGUGAAAGCUGCUGAGCCAAGGUUGUUGAGAAUGAAGGGAAGGCAGGGCUGAAGUCAUGUGCUAGGCAGACCCAAUGCAAAAAAAGAACCUGGGCUGAGAGAAGCCACAUUCACAGACCAGUAAGCUAUCCAGCAGAGGAACAAAAUAAGGAGAAUUCUGCACUUGUUUAGCCUGCGUCCUGACCUGAUCUGAAAGAUUUUCAUUCAUUCUUUUGUUAAUCUUUUUAUAUGGCACUUUUCCAUGGGAUUGUGGCUGUAGUAACUUGCAACAUGUCGGACAAUCAGCAAUAAUUAGCACAAUUCAAAACUAUGGUAUGAACAAUUGCAAAUAACCAUAGUGUUAGUCAGCGAGUACAAGGUAAGAUUGUCAACAGUAGGAAUAAACUGACCUAAUCCAGCAUUUUGAAACCAAACAGGAGAGGAGAAUAGAGCUGAACACAGCAACAAAAAUGCACUGUGCUUAUUGCCAAACAGCAUAGGGUUCUCCAUAGGCAUGUUUUUUGCCAGCCACACACUUCGCUUGUGGCAGCCUUUCUCCCAGCUCUCACCUGGGUCUCCUUGCUGAAUCUCUUCUCUCCAUAUGGGAAGAUAAAGAUUGCCAGUCCUUCAGGCCCUGCAUGCACUCACAGUGCUGCUAUUUCUCAGGCUCUCCCCCUAAGCCCCCCUUCAUGCACUGUCUUCCACACCCAGGCCUUAGCAUGCUUCAGAGCAGUGGAGCAGGGUGUGAUACAUAGAAAGGCUCAGGCUCUUGAUGUUAGUGUGCCUCCACCAAGCACCCCUUUCCAGUAGUUCUGUGCCCAGGAAGGAACCAUUUUUGGGGGGCCACAUACAGGCCAGGCAGGGGAGAACAGGCUUCCUAUGGAUUGAGCACCUUGGAAGAACUGGUGACUCCAACUGCUAAGCAGCCUAUUUUCUAUGUCAGAGAUGCAAGUUCUGGGCAUGAGAACAAGCUUGCUUGCCUCUCUCCUCGCUCCAUCACUCCCAAGUGCUGAGUGCUACUUCAUCUGUAGAAUAUACCCUCAUGUGAUGUAAGCAUGUGAAGGUGGUGUGCAUCACCUGUGUACAUGUGUUUCCCCCUACACUUUCUUCACAAACACAUUUAUUUAUUUAACCAAUAUAUUAUUUAUUUAACACAUAUGUGUUUGUGAAGAAAGUGACACGUGCUAAGCAGUCCUUGGAGUUGACUGGAUCUAAAAGUCCCAUGUGAAAUCUACAAGGUAGUAGAGUAAUGGAGGGAGCAUAGGAAACAGUUGGCACUCCUGGCCACCUGCUUGAACUUAACUGUGACAAAGCCUUCUCCAUUCCUCCUCCCAGAACCAGUGGUUGAGGAAAACAGCGUGGUGGUGAGGAUUCUAUGUGCAAGUUGUGUUUGCUUUCAAAGGACUUUGCAUAGUGCAGGAGGUAGAACAUUUAGUCUUGUACAAGUCACAGCUCUUAAUGUUGUGGUGAUCACACUAGAGUGCCUACUCCAAUGCAGUACAUCUGGCAAAUGGGAGCAGAAUACCCUUGUGCUCUUCCCUUUCUGUACUGUUCAUUUGCUUCAAAGCCACAAAGCCAACCAUUUUAGCCUCCAUUUGUACUCUUAGUUUGCAGGAGGGCUCUUACCUAUUGGCUCAUGCAGCAGGAGACUCUUCUGUUACCAUCUAUAAGAGCUGCGACGGAAAAGCCACCCGAGCAACGUACAACUUGCAUUCAGCUCACUCUGCCCUGCCCAGCGUACCUUCUGCCCUCUCAGUUCCCUGGGUGCCACUAGAUCCCAACAUCCCUCUGCCCUAUCAUUUUGCUCAAGGGCGAGUUCCAUGCACUUUCCCACCAAAGCCAGCAAACCCUGUGAAGAACCAGAAGGUGAGAUUUUAAUAUUAUGUUUUCCAUAACAUGGGCAUUUUUUUUGCAUUUUAUGGCCAUUUGAUCUCACCAUUUUACAUUUAUAUAUAUUUCCAGUAUACAGGUGUGCUUGUGUAUAUCUGCCAAGUGAAGAUUUUAUGUAUUCAUUCCUUUUCUGUUCCGUACCUUUGACAUAUGAAAGAUACCAGGGUGGCUAGUAAUAUGUAGCAUAAACACUUCAUACAUCUGAUGAAGUGGACCCUAGUCCACAAACACAUGUGCCUUUUAAGGAACCACAAAGACUCUUGGUAGUUUUAGAAAAUGAUAUGUGGUUCCAUUAAAAAAAAAGGAGCCUCGUGUUUUUCUUGACUGUGGCUGUGUGAUUACUUCUAAUGUAGGAAAACAUAAUUUUGUUGUUCCAGUUAGAAACAUAUAAUUUUAUGUGGGUGGUUGUUUCUUCUUUUUUCUUUGUAAAUAAAACUAAACAGCUCCACUGAAUGUAUACAUUUUCAGUCUCUUCCAACUAUAUAGUUGAAGCAGUGAGAAAAUGUUCAAUCUCUUGCAGCAGUGUGGCCUGUCUGACUUCCUUAUGUGCUGCAUCUACCCCACUAUUAUCUCUGCUAAGAGGCAACAGCUCUGGGGUUCCUUGCAGAGAUCCUUCUGCCCUGAAAUUAUUUUCUAGUGACCUCAGGAGUUCAACCUGUGGCCUUCUCUCAACAGAGCCACAGUUCCUUGUGGGUUUUCUUUGAAAUAUUUAUGAGAAUGGGGAAAAGAAAUAUAUUCUGUAAAAUCAAAUAUCUGCUCAAAAGAUAAGGAAGAGCUUAACAAAGCUGCAACCUGUGAUGUUAUACUUGUAGACAAAUGACCAUAAGCAUAAGAAACUUAAGAACUUCUCCAUCUAUUCCAAUAUUCUCUUUCUAACUGGUCAGCCAGGUACCUCUGGUAAGCUUGCAAGAAGAGUAUGAAGGUAGCUGCAUGACCCUGUUUGCCCCCAGCACCUGGUAGGGUUGCCAUAUUUCAAAAAGUAAAAACCAGGACACCCCGUUUUACAAAAACGCCCCAAAAACAUGUUAUUUUUGGUUGACUUGCCUAAGAUCCAGUACAAAGCACUGCCUUUCAGAAAUUCCCCCCAGACAUCAAUUCCACCUUUGAAAUCCCAGUAAUGUCUGGAUGUAUGACAGCCCUCGCACCUAGUAUUUUGAGGUCUACUGCUCUCUACAUCGAGGCUCCAUUUUAACUGCCAUGACUGAUUGAUCUAAUGACAUCAAUGAAUUUGUCCAAUGCUUUUUGAAGCGAUCCUAAGCCCAGACCACAUCCCAUAGUAGCAAAUUCCCUAAUUACGUCCUGUAUGACAAAGUACUUUCCUUUCUGUCAGUACUGAAUCUACUGCUUAUUUACUUCAUUGAAAGACUUUAAAUUCUAACAUUUUGUGUGUGGAAGAGAAAUGCCCUCCUCUAAACGCCACGUUUUCCUAGCGUAGCUGGUGAAUGGUUUAUAGAGUAAGCUUGAAUUCUAGUACUUCUUGAACUUGCUGGUUAGUGUAAAACAUUGAAGCUACAAUCCUGUGCAUGUUUAUCUGGGAGUAAGCCAUAUUGAACUUGGUGUGGCUUAGUGCUGAGUAAAGUUGCAUAGUAUUGCACAGUGUGUCUUAACACUGGGAAUGUGGCCCAGUGUAUAAGGGAAACAGCUGCUUCUGCUGCUAUAUAAUCAUUAUUUAGUGCCAGCAAAGCGAAGGGUGUUAUCCAGUAUCCAAAAGUGACUUGUUGCCUCUCUUAUAAUAUUAGCCAGAACAAGCUCAGAGGUGUGGGUGGGACAGGGAGCAAACAGGUACUGUAUAAUGUACAGCUAAAGAGAGAUGAGUGUAAAUCUGCAAUGGCUUUUCUGAAAAGGUGAAUUCGGGAGAUUGUGAGGAAAGAGGAGUGUUUAAAAACACGGAGAGGCUGUUUGAACCACAGAGAAUAUUGUGGUAGAAAACGCAGAGAUAGAAAUGGAGAAGGAGGCGAAAGGUGUAGGCAGCUUGCCCAGCUCGAAAGCAAAAAGAGACAGCAAGGGAAGUUAAAUAAAAUACCUGCAAUGUUAUGCAAAUCUAUGCUGCAACUGCAUUUGGAAUACUGUGGGCAGUUCUGAUAACGUCACAUCAAAAAGAAUACUGUAGAGUUGAAAAAGGUUCAGAAAAGGGCAACCAAAAUUAUCAAGGGUUUAGAACGACUCUUCUGCAAGAAGUUGCAGACUUUUUAGUUUAGAGAAAAAAUGUUUAAGAGAUGACAUGAGAUUAUAAAAUUAUGCAUGGCGUUGUAACUGAUGGUGAAGAGAGGCAAUGUGACCAGUGUGGAGAUUGGGGCAUCAUGGAUCUGUUUUGGCUUGUUGUCAUUUUGGAUGUAGAGUGCCCUAGACCUUUGAGAUAAUACGGAGGUGUUUUCAGAAGCUGCAUGUGAUGUGAGUUCUGUGACUGAAACUCCCCAAGUCUUUUUCUAUUUUGCAUGGAGCAGGCAGGAGUGUGCAGUUUGGAUUGGUGGUGAGGGAGAGUCUAGCCCUUUGCCCCUGUACUACAGCCUCUGGUGGAAUUAUGCAUUAGCUUCUCAAAAGUGCUAUUAGCUUAAGCUAUUAACCCAGAAGUUUUUCCCCACCUAUCGUAUAGAUCUAGCUACACCAAAUCAGGGCAGCUGCCUUUGAUUAAAUGCAAAAACAUCAGAAGGCUUCCACAUCACUUGUAGGUUUUCGGGAAACCUAAGAUAUAAACGCUUGUUCCUGAAAGCUCUACUUGUGUCUUUUUUCAUAGUAACUCAGGAAAUAGCUAGCCAGGAGCAAGAUCACAGAUCACUGGAAUUUUCACAGAUGCAGCUGAAGGGGUAAUACUGUACAAAAAUGCUGAGUAUCCAAUGAAGGCAGGGGUAUGUAUCUGCAGAAGCUCACAGGUUCAAUCCCUGACAUAUCCAGGCAGAGCUGGGAAUGUUUCCUGUCUGAAACCCUGGAGAGCUGCUGCCAGUCAGUGUAGACACUGCUGAGCUAGAUGGACAAAUGGCCUGACAAGGCAGCUUUCUACAUUCCUUCCUAUAAAGUAGACCCUUCACAGCAAUAUAUCAUGUAAUGUCAUUUGCUCCACCCUUAACUGUUUUAGGACUGAGUUAAGGGGGAGGAAGAAGGUGUUUCACUGUUUUUCAUUUCUGAGCAAAUGUUAGCAAAGUUAGGUAGACUCUACAAGAAACUUCACACCCUGAACUUUAAUCAGAUUUGAAGUAGUUUCCUCUUUUUCUCUCUCUUUUUCUUCCCUGUUCUUUUCACUCCUAGAUGAGUGGGACAAAAGCACACACAGGCACACCCAACCGCAAAGAGCAAGUUUCCAUGGAAACAAGCAACGAUCACCCGCCAGCUAAUCCUUUUCGAAAGAGACGUGGGGCUGCCCAGAACAAGUCAAUGAUGAGAAAUAUCUACAGGCAGGCAAAUCGAGGGUCAAAUUGGAAGUGCUGGAAAAAACCAAAGAUGAGCAAAGAUGAGCCAACUUAG
This is a messenger RNA of Podarcis lilfordi (Lilford's wall lizard), 30944 nucleotides long. NCBI's taxonomy places the organism in Eukaryota, Metazoa, Chordata, Lepidosauria, Squamata, Lacertidae. The record is from the annotation of a GenBank genome assembly.